Molecule: messenger RNA, 1902 nt
Organism: Ciona intestinalis (vase tunicate)
Lineage: Eukaryota; Metazoa; Chordata; Ascidiacea; Phlebobranchia; Cionidae
Source: RefSeq, a predicted model, not a curated record
UCCUUAUGUUCCUGACGAGUUACCACGUAUGUAGCUUUGUGGGUAAUUAUUGCAUAGGCUUAGAAAAUUCCCAAUGCCCUAUAAAUAGAGCGAGAAGCUCCGCUUAGCUUACACCCCUUUUAAGCAAACAGUCCGGUUUUGUCGAAACGCCCGAACCGAGUGAAAACAAAACCUGCGGAAAUUCCCGGCAGUUUGUUAUAGCAACGUGACAACAAGGUACAAAAGAAACGUGAAUGGAAUCACUGUAUAAAAAUAUUUCGGUGCUGUUUUAAUUAAGUCCUAAUAGUAAGCAAUGUCAAAAGUAUCUGCCAUAAAACGUGAGACUUAUUUUAAUCGUGUUCGCAAGCGUUGGAAGAGACGAGACGUCGUGGAAAUUAUCGAAACUCACCCAAAGUAUUUAUUCACUCAGUAUAUUCGGACCUGUCUUCGGUCCUUUUUGACAAACCAUCCGAAUAAAAAGAUUGUUCUAACAGAUGAGGAUUAUGUGGAAAUUGUGUCCCAACAUCUGGAAGUUACAAUUCCGAUUUGUUUCACCACUUUUGCACCCGCUGUGUUUUACUCGAUAAGAAAGAAAAUUGGUUUGUCGUCAGAGGAAUAUUUAAAAGUUGUUUCACCAGGAAAAGAUGAACUUUACCUUGAAUUUCUUUCCAAUUCUAAAAGUGGACAAAACUUUUUUUUGACAAACAACAAGCAGUUCAUGAUCAAAACGAUAACAAAAACUGAGGCAAAUUUCUUCAUGAAAAUCCUCAAAAAGUACACCAACCACUUUGAAGAAUACCCUCACAGUUUAUUGGUUAAAUUUGUUGGUCUACACAGCAUCAAGAUUAAGAAACUUAGCAAACCAGUAUACUUUGUAGUGAUGUUGAGCAUCUUUUACCCCGGUGAGCGAAUCCGUGCUCGUUACGACAUCAAGGGUUGUUUGAUCGGGAGGUAUACGGACCCACCACCUGAGGGCAGCAACGCUGUGGUGAUUCUCAAGGAGAAAAAUCUUGAAGGGAAGUCAGUUAAGCUGGGUGAACAACGCACGUGGUUCCUCACACAAAUAGAAAUCGACACGAAGUUUCUACAAGACAUUGAAGUACUCGACUACAGUUUAUUGGUCGGGGUGCAACCUUUACAGAACGAUGAAAUAUCAAGAAGUCGAAAACUUUCAACUGUUAUAAGUCGAGCUCAGAAAUCUGUAUCGAAGUCCCACAGCAUCAGUCCUCCCUUGCAUCCAACCUUGGUUGAUCCUCUCCAGGAUGAGGAGCAUCUUCCUGGAAUGGUGGAGACAAACACCACCACCAAUCCCAACCCCCCAUCUCCACAAUGCUCAUGUGAUUGCCAAGUCAGUCCAUCGCUCAACUUGCAACGAGAUGAAACACCAGGAUCACCAUUAACCCCACCACACGCAAUGUAUUGCACACGGGAUGUUAUAGGACCCGAAGAGUCGUUGAAACAGAACCGUCGCUUGCUACCUGAUUAUAGGAAUGAGUUGCAUGUGGUGGACGGAGAAGAGCGUUACUAUGUUGGUAUUAUUGACUUUUUCACGAGAUUUACACUGAAGAAACGUCUUGAAAACGCGUACAAGAAACUUAUUUAUCCUCCUUUGUCAUUCUCCACUGUUCACCCUGAUGUGUUUGCUAAACGUUUUCGUAAAUAUUGGGAAGACCAUACAGAAUGAAUAUACUUUUUGUAGCUGCUUAUUAUUUACCAUAGGAAAUUUUACCUUUGUGUUGUAGUCACACCGCAUAUAGUUUACUCUUCCAAUGAUUCAUUAUUAAAGUAAUUAUAUCAACUGUGGUAGCCAGUUAUUGAAUCUAAUGUACCUUGGGUAAAAGUCAGUUGUGUGUCUUUUUUGUUGUUUUUAUUUGUGGUAACUAACCAUCUUUACUGUGAAAUAAAUGUAGUUCGUGCAAACUA